UGUCUAUUAAAUUAAUGAAUUAAUAAUGACGUCUAGUGAAUAACGCAAUUUUUAUUGUAAGCAAUGAAGCAGGUAUAAAUGUCCUAAGUUAGCCGUGAGAUCUUCACAGUUGUGUCUAGGAACCUAGAGAUUGCAAGGGGAUUUAUCUAAUCUUGAAAAUGAAGUUAGCACUUGUCUUGGUUCUUAGCUGCCUUGCCUUAGCUUGGGCGAAACCUUCAACAUACACUGACAAGUAUGACAAUGUCAACGUGGAUGAAGUGCUGGAAUCCGAUCGCCUAUUGAAAGGGUAUGUUGAAUGUCUUAUGGAGAGAAGCAGGUGUCCACCAGACGCGAAGACCUUGAAGGAAACUCUUCCAGAUGCUUUGGAAAACGAAUGUAAGAAAUGUACAGCGAAACAAAAGACUAACGCCGACAAAGUCGUAAGGCACUUGGUGAACAAGCGUCCGGAGCUGUGGAAGGAAUUGGCCUCAAAAUACGACCCAAAAGACCAGUACCAACAGCGGUACAAGGACAAGAUUGACGCUGUCAAAGAAACAUAAAUGUGGUGGUUGAAUGUAUUCAGUUAUUUUUUUUUGUUUCAUAUAAAAAUUUGUCUUCAGUCGAGUAUGUAUAAAAAAAAUAUUCCAAAUAUAUUUGUUUAAGUUUAA
Messenger RNA from Pieris rapae (cabbage white), 647 nucleotides. It is a transcript of the gene CSP10, whose product is annotated as allergen Tha p 1-like. The transcript has 2 exons. Lineage: Eukaryota; Metazoa; Arthropoda; Insecta; Lepidoptera; Pieridae. Bases 159 to 539 code for a protein of 126 amino acids. The record is from RefSeq and is a predicted model, not a curated record.